CAGACUUCCUCCUCUGCGUGUUUUCAUAAACAAACCACAUUUUUCUCCCGCCGGUGCCGCAGCUCGGUCCUCCUGCUGUCAGCCUGCCAGCAUUGUGGGAUUUUAGCUCCUGAUUUUAAACCGAAUUCCCGUCAAAGGAGGCUGAAGAGCUGGGUUAUUUAUCAGAGAGAGGAGACGCGGGUAAACAGCCUGUCUGUCUGUCUUUAUUGUCCGAGCUGCCGCCAGCGCGUGGCCGACCGUUUGUACCCCGAGCAGGUCUACCGACAAAAAACUGCUUAAAUUUGGACGUUUUUUCAGCUGCCAACCCAACCCUCCCUCCGUUUAGACUUUAAACAUCUUCUUUGUUGUCAGACAUGGUGAAGCUGACUAAAGCGAAGACGUUCCAGGCCUACCUGGACUCCUGCCAUCGUCGUUACAGCUGCGUGCACUGCCGCGCCCACCUGGCCAACCAUGACGAUCUGAUCUCCAAGUCUUUCCAGGGCAGCCAGGGCCGAGCCUAUCUCUUCAACUCUGUGGUGAACAUUGGCUGCGGUCCUGCCGAGGAGAGGCUGCUGCUCACGGGACUUCACGCAGUCGCCGACAUCUACUGUGAAAACUGUCACACCACACUGGGCUGGAAAUAUGAACAAGCCUUCGAGCUGAGCCAGAAGUACAAGGAGGGGAAGUACAUCAUCGAGCUGUCCCACAUGAUAAAGGACAACGGCUGGGACUGAGCGGGGGAUGUCGUCGUCUUUCUCCAUGACUUUUUCACAAGUUGCAUCCCGCUCGUCGUCUUCAAAGGGUUCCAGUGUAGCUUCCUCAUCCCGCUCGAGAGCCAUCGCUGUGCCACACUUUCACUUCGUACGGCUUUGCCAAGAAUAGCAUGUGAUGCCUUAUAUCUUCUGUUCUUCAUGUUCUUCCAGUGAUCACAACAACAACAACACGUGUGCUGACGUUUCUAUCCCAUCUGCUAGUCGUGCUGGGACAUGGACUGAGUGAGUGUGUGAGAGACUGGGAGGUGUUGUCUCACAGACACCAGUGAGUGUGCUGGAUUUUAAAGUUUGAGUCUUUAAACCCUUAUCAGCGGCCUCUAAACAGCCUCGCUCUUCGGGGCCAGGGCCAAAGUGAGUCAAAUAAUCUGACCUUCUAAAUCAGAUAUUUGGGUUUUCCUAUGGAGUAAAAGGUGCACAUUUAGACUUAAGCUGCCCAUGCAGAGUGACGUUUUUAGGCCCGUUUCACCCGUAGAUCAUUUCUGAGUGAUUUGGAGGUUUGGGAAUGCUUAGAGCAGUGGGAGGGCUUCUUUUUUAUCAGUGAAUACAUGUUUUUUUAUAUAUUAAUAGGAACUUUUUGCUGUUUUUUGCCAAAUGCAAUCAAGAUGUUGAAUUAGCAAUGCUAAAUCCUGCAAAUGUCUUCUGCAAGAAAUCCUAAAUCUAGAGGCUGAGUGUGCCUGUGUGUGUGUGUGUGUGAGUGUGUGUGUGUUGGGGUGUGUGUGUGUGUGUGUUAUGAGUGCUGAGACGUCUUUAGCUGGAUGCUAUGUAGAUGCUUUAGUCUGGGGUUCACAUCUAGAUUUUCCUGCACAUUUUGGGGAUGUUUCCACUUUAACUGAAUGCUGAUGAGAGCUAUCCUUCAUGUGUUCGUGUACAGCCUUACACCGAGUCGCCCUUACACAAACAUUUACUCGAUCGUGUUAGAGCAAAGUGUGAUUAGGAUUAUGUAGCAUAUUUAAGGUGAUUUUUAAUGUCUGCUUCUUUCAUUAAAGUGUUUUAUUUUAACGGAAUCUUUCAUUAAAAGGCAGUGUGUCUGAAA
Molecule: messenger RNA, 1785 nt
Organism: Cheilinus undulatus (humphead wrasse)
Lineage: Eukaryota; Metazoa; Chordata; Actinopteri; Labriformes; Labridae
Gene: ypel3
Product: yippee-like 3
Exons: 5
Coding region: 354-713 (119 amino acids)
Source: RefSeq, a predicted model, not a curated record